AUGGCCGUUGGAAAAUUCCGCUACAAAAUUCCAUUCUGGCUUGUCUUACUCUCUCCCUUUCUUUUAUGCCUCAUCUCGUUUCAACUCUAUUACUCAGCUAAAAGCAAUGAAAAUUUUACAGUCACCUUUUUAGUCCACAAGUUUGAACUUCCAAACUCUGUGGAUCAUAAGAAACCAAUUUCUUUUCUUAGAAAUUUUCUGGGCAAACAAGCAACACCAAAUAUCACUAGGAACAAGAGUACGGAAAUCGAUCAUCAUUUUGGUUCGUGCUUCGGUCAAUACAUUUAUGUCCAUGACCUUCCAAGCCAAUUCAAUGAGGAUUUGCUCAAGAAUUGCCAUAAUCUUGAAAAAUGGAAAGACAUGUGUGGCUAUCUAUCCAACAAUGGAUUCGGAACCAAGCUUGAGGAUGAAAAUUCCAAAAGGGUUUUGAUGGAAAAUGGUUGGUUUCUAACCCACCAAUAUUCCUCAGAUGUCAUUUUCCAUGAGAGGAUGAAGAGGUACAAAUGUUUAACCAAUGAUUCAUCCAUGGCUUCAGCAAUCUUUGUCCCUUUCUAUGCUGGCCUAGAUAUUGGUCAACACCUAUGGGGCUCCAACAUAUCAACAAGAGAUUCAUCUGCUCGAAAACUCGUCGAUUGGCUGUCGGGAAAACCCGAAUGGAAAACAAUGUGGGGGAGAGACCAUUUCUUCGUUGGAGGAAGAGUUGCAUGGGAUCUGAGGAGAAAAACAGAUGAGGAAGCCGAUUGGGGUUCCAAGCUCAUGUUCUUGCCAGAAUCAAGAAAUAUGACCCUUUUGACAAUGGAAGCGAGCUUGUGGAACAAUGAUAAAGCCAUCCCAUUCCCCACUCAUUUCCAUCCUUCAGAGGAAAACCAGGUGCUUGUUUGGGAAAAGAGAAUGAGAAAGAGAAAAAGAAAAUACUUAUUUUCUUUUGCAGGUGCACCAAGGCCUAAAUCCGGGUUUUCAAUCCGGAGUGAGCUGAUCAAAGAGUGUGAAUCUUCGUUGGAACUUUGCAAAUUCAUGCCAUGUGGUGGAUCCAAUAGAUGUGAUGAGCCUGCCAAUGUUAUCGGAUUGUAUCAGGAAUCAAUUUUCUGCUUAGAACCAGUUGGUGAUUCAGCUACAAGAAGGUCAACUUUUGAUUCAAUCUUGGCAGGUUGUAUUCCAGUUUUUUUCCAUCCAGGUACGGCUUAUUCUCAAUAUUUGUGGCAUUUACCAAAGAAUUAUCUCAAAUACUCAGUAUACAUACCAGAAAAUGAUAUAAGAAGGAAAAGGGUCAAAGUGAGCGAGAGAUUGCUUGGAAUUUCCAAAGAUGAAGCUAUGGCAAUGAGAGAGGAGGUGAUAAAGUUGAUUCCAAGUGUAAUAUAUGGAGAUUGGAGGUCUAAUAUGGAGAGGACAUUUGAUGAUGCAUUUGAUAUUGCUGUUAAAGGAUUGCUAGAAAGAGUUGAAAAAGUGAGGAAGAUGAUGAAAGAAGGUAUGGAUCUUAGUGAAUAUUAUGCGGAAGAAUACGAUUGGAAAUUUUGAUUUUU
Molecule: messenger RNA, 1520 nt
Organism: Ziziphus jujuba (common jujube)
Lineage: Eukaryota; Viridiplantae; Streptophyta; Magnoliopsida; Rosales; Rhamnaceae
Product: probable xyloglucan galactosyltransferase GT14
Exons: 1
Coding region: 1-1515 (504 amino acids)
Molecular function (GO): glycosyltransferase activity
Source: RefSeq, a predicted model, not a curated record